UAGAAAAAGAAAAAAAAAAUUGACGCAGGCAGAGCACAAUUGUAGUAACCCUAAAUUCUCUCAUCCGUAGCUUUCGGACGAAACCAUGUGUGAUCGUGAUCAUCCGCAGCCAUCCGACGAAACGAUAUUCGAUUGCGACGAAGCCACGUAUAAGAGCCUCUAUCCGCUGAUUUUUUACAAGGAUGGUAAGACGUGUGUGUUUUGGGAUGUGGAGGAUUACCCAAUCCCAGAUGGUCCCGAUCCUGCUUCGAUUUACCAAAGUAUGAAAGAGGCUGUAAAGAAGCAUGGUUGUGAUGCGGAGGUGACGAUUCAUGCUUAUGCUGAUAAUAAUACGGUUUCCGAUGACUUGACACGUCAAUUUUUGGAUGCUGGAUUCGAAUUCGAAGUCUUUACCGAAGAGUGUAAAUAUGCGAGACAUUGCGCCAUGUUUUGUGACGUUAUGUUGUGGACACUGGAAAACCCGACACCAUCAAAUGUGAUUGUGCUCGCAAACAUAAUCGAAGACGACUUCGGUUAUGGUAUCGGAUUUUUGUCUACCGUCUGGUCAUAUGGUGUUCUCUUAUCCCAACCUAAGCGAAAAUGGUUUUUGCCUAUUGGAAGCGCACCCUCGUUUUUGACAAGCAUAUUUGAUGGAGGAGAGGAGAUAUUAGCGGAAGCUCACAAGACAAUAUUAUAAGCGGAAGCUAAGCUAGCGGAUACUCUGCCUGAUUCCGAGUAGUAACUUUUUGUAUAUCUAUCUAUCUCAAUAGGGAUGUAGGAUGUUCUAUGUUAUUGUCUUGGUGCUUAAUAUAUAUAUAUAUAGUUAGAGAUGUCAAGCUUUUGGAUGUGACGAGGGUUGAAAACGUUUUUAUUAUUGUCUUUCUAUAAUACCGAUGUGGGUUUGGACA
Molecule: messenger RNA, 887 nt
Organism: Camelina sativa (false flax)
Lineage: Eukaryota; Viridiplantae; Streptophyta; Magnoliopsida; Brassicales; Brassicaceae
Biological process (GO): regulation of gene expression
Cellular component (GO): peroxisome
Molecular function (GO): RNA nuclease activity
Source: RefSeq, a predicted model, not a curated record